This is a messenger RNA of Psilocybe cubensis, 4812 nucleotides long. RefSeq lists its product as uncharacterized. NCBI's taxonomy places the organism in Eukaryota, Fungi, Basidiomycota, Agaricomycetes, Agaricales, Agrocybaceae. The transcript is spliced from 11 exons. The record is from RefSeq and is a predicted model, not a curated record. Bases 1 to 4812 code for a protein of 1603 amino acids.
AUGGGCUUCAAGAAAGUACCUGAUAGGGGAUCGGAUGAGGAGUUUCCCAAUGUUCGGGAGGCCUCCUGGUCUAGUGGGGCCAAGAAACGAAAGAGAGGGCGGCCGAGGAUCCACAAACUUCCUGUAGAAUCAUCAUCAACAAACCUCCCUCAAACAACAACUUACUCUUUCCAAAACCAUGAACACAACAUUCUGGAAGAAGAAAUACCUCAUUAUCCGGGAGAUCUAACUGAUCAGCAGGUACUUGAUAACCUGAGACAGCUAGAUGACAAUAGAACGGGAGGAAAGUCUCAAAAUGAUUACCUGAGGGAAUGGCUCCCGAAACGAGAGGUGUAUCUUGGAACAAUGAUUGGAGGAGAAGCCCCGGAUCCGGAUCUGAAUGGACAGUGUCAGCAAUGUCAAGGAAUGUCUGGAGUAAACCAUCAAUUUACACCUUUCCACCGCGUUGAGAAGUGGACGGGUCUAUAUUUCCAUCCGGGAGCUCUGUGGGAAGUGGGUGUCAAGUUGUAUUUGGGUCAUAAUGGGAAACGUUGUCCUUAUCCCACGGAUCCGAGCCACCUAGGAUGGGACGGCGGAAACAAUUCAUCCGGGAGUCAUGGGCACGGCGGAAACAAUUCGCCCGUCUUUGAAGAUGAACACGGAUUGGACCUGGAUCCGCUUCCUGCGAGCAAUGACCAAGAAUCCUUUACGGCUCAGCUUCUGGCGGACCCGGAGGUACCCCAUUUGGUUGAGCUGGACGAUGGAGACGAUGAAGACGAUGAUCUAUUCGAGGAAGUCGAUACAACCUAUCUGGACCAACCUCGUCCAAAGGCAGCAGACAACAAUGGAAUUCCUUUCAAGGCAAUUGUGCACACCUCCGGAGUCCAUUAUCUGCCCGUGCGAACAUGCACAUGCCGGUCCGUCCGCCUUCCGUCUAUCGAUUUACAGUAUCUGGAGAUGGGAUUAUUUGCAGCCAGCUUUGAAAACGUUCAAACUGUGUUCACAGUUGAGGUCCUUGAGGACUUUCGGAUGGACAACCUCGAGUGCAAAACGUCGGCUUAUCAGUAUUACCAAAAGUUGCGAAGACUGACUUCGCCAGCGUUUCCAAAAAAGGUGCUGAACCGCUAUCGUGAAUUGAGAAGGCUUAGUAGAGAAUACAGGGACCUUGUCCUGAGACGACAAUACGGAGAAGGGCAUACAAGAGAAGCGGUGGUCCCUUACUAUCGUCAUUGCCAUGAUUCAUCACCAGAGAGGAUGGGUAUUAAUGUAUCUGAUCCAAUUGACGGCGGAUCUGAUAGUCCGUCUCAAGAAGUCGGAAUGUCAACGGACCCGUCUCUGGGACACGGCGGAUUAGAUGGUCCGCCUGUACCACAAAUGACGCGGACCGAGGAUCAUCCCGAAGUUGAAGAUAGGAGAGGGAAGUUGGCCUUAUUCUGCCCCGCCUGUCCACAGCCUGGAAUAAACCUACCUGAUACCUGGAUUGAUGAUGCUGAUAGGCAAGUUUUAGUUAUUCUUCAAGGUUAUGUUGCAGAUGGUAAUUUCAAAGCAGAUCACCUCAAUCAGAAAAACGAGGGAGACGAUGUUUGGUUGAGCGUUGGAGAAGGAUACAUGACUGCUCCGGGCCCUUACAAGGAGCACAUUAAGGAAGCAAUUUCUCUUGCUCCACGUUAUAAACGGGAACAAACAUGUCAUAACUACCACGCCCAGAAAGCUGAAAACAGAGUCAGCCCGGGUAAGAGAGUACGUGGAAUUGGGGCACACGCUUGCGCUAGGCACGGAUGCUUCUGUCCAUCCAGCAUUGUCGAUUUUGACAAAGGUGAAAAGCAGAUGCACAUGGAUUGGUCUUUGACUCAGGCCAGGGAAACUACCAACACACAGGGAAUCACAAAACAUUUGGAAAUCUACGAUAUAAACUGUCAAUAUUGCGUUAACUUGGCAAGGCGUCUCUCAGAGUCCACAAAAAUGCAUUGGCCACCUUCUGUUAAAAUGAUUUUUGCAAUUGGUUUAUUUCACGUCCACGGGCACAAGACGGAAUGUCUUUACAACUACGCAUCCACCUAUGUCCCGGGUGUGGGAAUCAUUGACGGAGAAAUCCUGGAGCCGUUGUGGUCCGUGUUAAAUGACACAUCCCGGAGUACACGUUCCGCUACCACUGCCCAUCGAGCAGAGGUUUUGGACGACCACAUGGGGGAUUCCAACUGGAAGAAGACCAUUAAUAUGGCUGCAACAAUUGCUGCAAAGUUCAAACGGGCACGGGAACAGUCCGGAAUCACAGACCGAUUUUAUAGGGGUAUCACGGAUCAACAAGAUUCCGGGCUCAUCAACACUUGGGAAGAUGAAAUUUCAAAAGCAGAAGCGGACCGAGAACAAGGUGUGGCCGACGCUGUUGGCAAGGUAAUGGCAAGCAAAGUGAAAACGGCUGCUGGACGCCAAGAAAUUGAAUUGCAUCUUUCAAAUAUGGAACUUACAUCUAAUGGUGCUACUGGAAAGGCAGCAUGGAUAUCAUCCGGCUUAAAACUGGAGCAAGCGCAAUUGGAGCUCAGGGACCAUGUCAGAAAGCUCGGAAAGCAUCCUUCCACCGCGCAGAAACUUGACUUGGUCAAUAAACGUCGCUCCAUGCGGACCCGCGUUGAAGCCUUCUGUCGAUCCGCUAUGACCUUCAUGGGCGAAGAUGUCUUGGAGGAUAUUCAAGGGGACAUCGCUCCCAUACUUGACUAUGAAGUCAGUGACAACAACGAUCCUGAUCUUGGAAAUGUCAACAUUACCCGCGCGGAUCCGGAACGACAGCCGCUUCCGUUUCCCUCCGCCGUCAAACAAGAUUUCUUUGACGGCCUUGACGCGGGAACAAACCUCAUUUUAAAAGGGCUUCGCAAACUUGAACUUCAAAUAAGACAUGGCCACGCAGAGGACUGUCUGGAAGCGGUCCGGUCAGCCUUGAUCCAGCUUUCUUGGCAGUAUAAAUAUCAGGUUCGGACCGCCGACUCCGUCUAUAUGGGGACUCGUGCUUGGGAUGGCGUCAAGCUUUUGAAUGCUUCCUGGAAAUUGCACCGGCGACUCUACAACACAAACCGUCAGAAGAUGAUCUAUUUAUCUGCUGGCGUGCGAGACGAGGAUAAUAUUCGGAAACAAUAUCCCAUUCUGCAAGUCCAUAAUUGCAAGCAUAGUAAUGCCGUGUCGGAUCCGAACAUUCGCGGAGGAAGCUCGGACCGUCUAAGUUGGAUUUGGAGAUCCCGUCAGGGCCUGGACAAUGAUAAUCAAUUAUACGUUAAUGAGUUCUUCAGGCUAAACUGGCUCCGCGCGCGAGCUCAGAGAAAUAGAUGGCAAGAGGAGCUGGCUUUGACAAAAAAGGAAAUGGAAUGGACUGUCAGAUUUUAUGUGUAUAUGGCAAAGACAUGGCGUGCACGGCAUGAUUUUGUUCCUGACAGGGCAAAUGCUCAAAAGCAGAUUGCCAUGUGGAAUGAUCUGGGGCGGGCCGCGGAUAAGGUCUUCCGUCAAAUUAACCCGGAGUAUCCUUCUUUGAACAUUCUUGUUGUAUCUCAUCUUGUUGAAUUCAUGCACUUACCGUGGCUUUUUAAACCUCCUGUCGAGGACGAACAUCAUCUCCUUACCUAUGAUGAGCGACGUGCUCUGGCCAAAGUUCAUGUCCAUAUUUGUGGUGCACGGAUCCGUGCCGGAUACCCAUGGGAAGAUGAUGAAAUUUUAAAUCAGACCAAGAGCUGGGGAUAUUGGUGGAGGGACGGAUUUGCUGAAGGCGAUGAGUGGCAAGUUGCCUUUGUUACCGUUGAAUCGCAAGCAAGAGAAUUUUGGAACAAGGUGGUUCUGCCUGAAUACCAACAAGAGGUACUCCGGCUAAAUAAUCAGAGGAAAGAAGCUAAGGAGGGCGCAAGUUCAUCCACCUCUGGGCCUCCACGAAAUCAAGAAAACAAUCCCAAGGGCAAGGGAAAGGCGGCUGAACGGACAUCCGUCCCCACCUUGGGGAAGCACGGAUCCGCGUUGACGGGAAAGCACGGCUCCGCGUUUUCACCGCCCACGGGAAAACCCAAUCCGCCGACCCGUGUUGCAAACACGCGGGAUGAAACAUCCCCAAUUGCAAUUUCUGACCACAGACCGCCCUACUGUCCCCACUGCGGUCAGCCUAUCCUAACGGGCGUAAUGAGGGAGUUGGCUCACCUGCACCGGAAUGUGGCGGACAAAAUGAAGAAUGCCCAUAAAGCAGUGACUACUUCUUUGGCCGCCUUGGGCAGAUAUUCUGUAUUGGAGAAGAUGUGGAUUGACUCUAAGGAGCUCCCGUUCUCUAACGGCAAGGGGCUUUCAGCCAAAUACAAAUUUCAGCAUCCCGUUCACCCUUCUCCUGACAGUUGGGGCGCUAUAACGGCUCAAGCCCGGUCCUUCGAGGUCUCAAAGCUCAAAGUCGCUUCAUUUUACAUCAACGACAUUUUUUAUUCUUUUAUUGCCGUCAAGGAACUACCUUUUCAUCCACUCUGGUAUCAUUCGCCACCCUCCAACACUGCAAAUAUUCAUCUCCCAACAGAUACUCUGCCUACGCCCGGUUCCGUCAGCCCUCCGUCAAAUGCACACACCAGCAAUGCCUUCCUUUUUAACGCAAGGUCAAGACCUGUUUUCCCGGGAGAAGAGGAUGAUAUUGAUAGUACGUCCGAUACCACUGAAUCCUCUACACCAGCUACGUUUUUAGAGCAUCUCGCACAGGACUUUGAAGAGGAGGCGGAUGAGGAGUCUUCUGCCGGUGAUACGACGGAGGAGUCAGAUGCUUCCGGUAACUCGGAAGAGCUUAGCGAGGACGUGUCGGAAACACCCUGGGAUGAGGAAUCUUAG